AUGGGAGCAAGCCAAAGCCUGUGCCGAGCCAAGGCUACUGGUUGCGACUGGGAAGGAGCUCCUGCUCCAGUUGAGGUGAUCGAGGCUGCAGCAGCUCCAGCUGGACAAGAUGCCGUCGAGCCGGAGGAGAUUAUUUCCCGUUUUCAAGCGGCUUUUCCUGGGGCUACAUCUGAAUCCGACAACGAUAUUACGGCUAGGCAAGACAGCAAGUCUCGUCGGCGUGUUCUGUUGAACCGAGCAUUGGUUCCAGAUGUCGACAUCAUGCGAGGCAUCUCUCUGCAGAGCACGUUGGUUUGGGGAGGUCGGCUCUGGCGUUUGGCACCGGCGGGUCUGCCAGAGCAAGAGUUGGCAAGCAGGUGGCGCGACUCCAGGCGAGUCGAGCACUUCGACGUUUUUCUUUCUCACACCUGGCGGACCAAAGGACUCUCGAAGUUCCUUUCUCUGUCACUUCAGUGUGGCUGGCUUCGCAUUUUUCUCGCCUGGUUCUUGGCGAUCCUCCUCCUGGAGGUUCUGGCAUUCUGGGACAUUCUUUCCCCCCACAUCCUGGUUCAG
Molecule: messenger RNA, 552 nt
Organism: Symbiodinium sp. CCMP2456
Lineage: Eukaryota; Dinophyceae; Suessiales; Symbiodiniaceae
Source: the annotation of a GenBank genome assembly